Triplophysa dalaica is the source of this 9194-nucleotide messenger RNA. It is a transcript of the gene plxnb1a, whose product is annotated as plexin b1a. Gene Ontology annotation, biological process: regulation of cell migration; regulation of cell shape; semaphorin-plexin signaling pathway involved in axon guidance. The coding region runs from base 413 to 6859 and encodes 2148 amino acids. The record is from RefSeq and is a predicted model, not a curated record. Gene Ontology annotation, cellular component: semaphorin receptor complex. The transcript has 38 exons. NCBI's taxonomy places the organism in Eukaryota, Metazoa, Chordata, Actinopteri, Cypriniformes, Nemacheilidae. Gene Ontology annotation, molecular function: semaphorin receptor activity; protein binding.
CUGUGUGACUCUCAUCUCCCGUUAUCCCACUCCAAACACGCACAGAGCUGCGAAACACCGAGGAGAGACGGUCUUCCCGUGGUUUGCGUGUCUGUAAAUACCCAGAAACGCGUUUUGGUUUGUUUCGGGUAAAACACUUUUUGAUGAAGUAGAGUCAAACGGUCCGGGACAAACACACGUGUGUGCGCUCGAGAAGAGACGCGCUCCCGGCGAAGUUUAAAGACUGAAAAUCGCCGCGCUGCCGCUGCUGUGGAUUAAUCGGGAAUACAAAUCACUGCGAGUUUGCGGGAGACAAAACGUCGCGAUUAUUCAUCCGAAUCCAGAGACUGUAACGCUUUGAAUGCAGACUGACUUCACAGGCAUGUGCUAUGCCACUGGAUAACCAAAGGGACUGCAGCCUCCUGAACCUUGCAUGUCUGACAAAUGUGUUUUUGCAGUGCAUGGGAUGGCCCUCAUCAUCACCCUGCUUCAGUCCCUCCUCCUAGCCAUUCUGGGAGCCCCAAGGGUCUAUAGCAGUUAUCCUCGCUUCUCAUCCAAUGAGACGGUCUUCCAACACCUUGCCUUGCACCCUGACCCCAGCAUAGGGACGGUCUACGUGGGGGCACGAGAUCAUCUGUUCCAGCUCUCCGGUCUCGAUGGCCUCCGUCUUGAAGUGGAUGAGAGAACGGGGCCGGUCAGAGAUAGUAAAUACUGCCUGCCUCCGGUGACGCAGGAGAAUUGUCCUCAGGCUGGACUUGUGAACAACCACAACAAACUGCUGCUGGUGGAUCCAUACUCCUUCCAGCUCAUCACCUGUGGUAGUGUGCAUCAGGGCACCUGCCAAAAACGCAGUCUCGAAAAUGUGAACAAGGUUCUUUUCUCUACCGAGAGACCUGUUGACACUCAGUACGUAGCGGCUAACGACCCGACCGUUUCAACAGUUGGACUUGUAGUGCGGCCGCAUGACAAAGAUCCAGUUUUGUAUGUGGGUCGAGGCUACACCAGCAGUCACCCGCCGGUCUCCACUCGACAACUUUUAACAGAGCCUGUGUUUUCCUACGAGGAAACCGCCAAACUCGCUGUCGCCGGCCGGCUCUCGGAAUACGAUCACAAUUUCGUUGCUACAUUUGCGCGACGCAACCAUGUCUACUUCUUGUUCUUUAGGCGUGACCUGAAAGCUACAAGGGAAUAUCAUACGUACGUGGCACGGGUGUGUCUUGACGACCAGGCGUAUUACUCCUACGUCGAAGUUCCGCUGACGUGCCGCUCGGGUGCGACGGGAAAGAACUACAAUCUCCUCCAGGGGGCACAAGUGGGUGAUAAGGAUAACGUAGCCUCGCAAGUUUUAUUGGGAGUCUUCUCGACUGCGGUUAGUGGUGCUAGUGGACCAAGUGAGGAUUCGGCGUUGUGCUUGUACAAUUUGGAUGAGGUGGACCAUCGUAUUGAUGAGACUCGAGAUCUGUGCUACACGCAGGAUGGGGAGAAAAGGGGCAACAAGGUGGCAUACAUCGAAUACGAAGUUAAAUCCAGCUGUGCCAACCUGCCAACGAACACCCUGAAUGCUUACCCUUGCGGCUCAGAUCACACCCCCAGUCCAAUGGCGAGCCGGGAGCCGGUUGAAGCUGAAGCGGUAUUGUACAACCCGUCAACCCGUCUUACCUCUGUGGCCGUCAGUGUGAAGGAGCGGCACAGCAUUGUCUUCCUGGGUGACUCCAAAGGCAAUUUACAUAAGGUGUUCGUGGGCGCGUCAGGACAGGUCAGGAGAUACUCCACCGUUCUCAUUCAAGCGGGUACGGCCAUCAACAGCGACUUACUUUUGGAUUCCUCACAUAAACAUCUCUACAUCAUGACCAGCAACUCUGUGGAGAAGAGGCCUGUGGCGGAGUGUGAAAAGCACACAGAUUGCACUUCCUGUCUGGAUGCCAAGGACCCGUACUGUGGUUGGUGUGUCCUUGAUGGACGGUGUGGGAUGCGGUCAGACUGUAAGUUGGGCUCGGUGGAAGGUCAUUGGCUGUGGAGUUUCGAUGAACAGCAUCAGUGUUUAAGAGUGGAGUCACUGAGUCAAUAUAACGCCAGCCUGGGAGAACAGAAACAGAUUGCUGUGGAUGUACCAGGUUUGCCAAGCCUGUCAGAGGGUGACAUGUACUCCUGUUUUUUUGAAGACACUGAAACAGCUGCUUCUCUCCAGGGGACCACAGUUACCUGUGCCACACCUGAGGCCCACAAACUCCCUCCUGUACCACAGGGUGAUGAUUGUGUGCGUGUCAGACUGUCCCUGCGCUUCCGGAGAGUCACUGUAGCCGUCUCAGACUUCACCUUCUAUGAUUGUUCUGUGGUCCAGCAGCUCUCUGGCAGUCUGCCGUGUAGUGGUUGUGUAAGCAGCCGCUGGCAGUGUAAUUGGUGCAUCCAUCUGCACAUCUGCACUCACAGAUCCAUAUGUGACCGUGGCCUGAUCAUCUACAACCAAUAUUUUACAUUCCCCACAUCUGCGCCGCAAACUAUUAAAGACGUUGACACGAACACGUUUACCACCGCGACACCCUCUACGACAACCCUCCCCACCACCGAGGUUGCCAUAACAACCGAAGCCGUUGACACGACUACUCCUUCCAUGACCGCUCCCACUACUCUGGAGCCGACCGUUGCCCCCACCACACCUCUGGAAACCACAACUCCGAUCGACAACCACCUCACGACCCACAACCACGCAACAACUGCCUCUUCGAACCAAUCCGCUACCACCACAGAGUCGAGCGAUACGACCACAGACCCCCCGACUCCCUCGCAAAACGUCACUGAGAUCGAGGAGAGAGUGCAGGUAGGUCUGCUGACGUCGACUCUGACCCCUCCAUCACAAGGGUUUACGGUUGAUUCGUUCCAUGAGGAGGCUGCCGAAUUCACACUGCCUACGUUGAGACCCGGGGAAGUAGUUACUAUGGGGGCAAUGGGUGAAGUUAUGCCCUCUUCGUCUUCUGAGGUGGUGACGCUCUCGCAGGCGGAGCUGGAUAUAGAUGCACUCAUAGACACGGGCGUCUCGGUGUCGUCUGCUAGCGCCCCCUCUGGUGACGGUGAGGCAGGCCUUGAUUCCUCCGAUUUCCCCCUUGCUCCGGACAUGGAUUACCAGUCCGACUCGGCAGAUCAUAUUCUUCUGGGAAAAGAGAGUUUGCCAGUAAGUGUAGGUUCUCACGCCUGCCCGUGUGUGGAGAGCGUCCAGGGCAGUUCCCUGCUUCCUGUCAACGUCGAGAGGAAGAUCACUUUAGCCGGCCGUAACCUGCACCUCUACGAGGACAAAGAUCUGGAUUACCAGUGUGUGUUGGUGAUCGAGGGCCAGUCAGUGGUGGUGGACGCAUUCGUGGAAGUUGAUGAAACUCAAGCAUCCCUCUUCUUCAUCACCUGCCAGCUACACAAGUACUCCUACUCCACUGAAGUGGAUGAAUACAGGUCCACCAUCUCAGUUAGGAGGAGAGACUCUUAUCAGAUUGACUACCCAGAAGAUCUCAAUGUGCGGCUUUAUAACUGCUCUGUGGGUCGAUCGGACUGCAGUCGAUGUCACACGGCCGAUCAGCAGUACGGGUGCGUGUGGUGUGAGGGCUCUCGCUCCAGCUGCGUCUACAAGAGCUCCUGUUCAGACCAAGUCCAGCACACCUGUCCUGCUCCUUACAUACACACGAUUAUGCCUCUUUCGGGUCCGGUGGAGGGCGGCACAGUGGUCACAGUCUCUGGAUCAAAUCUGGGUCAGAGAGCAGAGGACAUCCAGCACUCUGUGACUGUAGCAGGAGUCCCGUGCACAGUCAUACCCGACAGAUACGAGGUCUCCUCAAGAAUAAUCUGUGAGACCACGGCGAGUGGAGGGGAGAGAAGCGGCCACAUCUCGGUGGAGGUUAAAGGCGGAGGAAUCGGGCAGUCUGCCCAGCGCUUCAGUUACCAGGACCCGGUGUUAUUGGGCGUGUCUCCUCUCAAAGGCCCAAUGUCGGGCGGCACAUCACUCACAAUCACAGGACAAAACCUUCAAACGGGCCAUCCCAGCGAGAUCAGCGUCCUGAUUGGAGGAGUCCCAUGUCACAUUUCCUCUGAGCAGCACAACGAUCAUGUUGAAUGUGUGACCGGAGCGAAUAACAGGACCCUAGAAAGCGCCGUCACAGUGUGGUUUGGUAAAGCACAGCGCCAUCUACAGGAAGUCAUGUAUCAUUACACACCGGACCCCAAUGUGACCAAUGCUGUUCCUUCUAAAAGCUUCCUCAGUGGCGGUCGUAUCAUUCGAGUGUCCGGCCAGCAUCUGGAUGUGGUACAGGAGCCUCGUAUCCGCGUGACCCUGACCCCUAUAGAGCCCAUGUCUCAGAAAAAGAAGAGAAGAAGCACCCGAUACGCUCCUCUUAAAAGGAAACGACGUAUCGUCCCGGAACCAGACUGCCGUGAAGAUAGCCUCUGUGUUGUCAAACAGGUUGAAGAGCGGUGCACGGUUAACAGUUCUAGCCUAAUCCUGUGUCCCACUCCGGAGGUGGGGUCCGAGGCCCUGCGCGCCGCUGUUAGCGUCCAUUUCCUCUUGGAUAACCUCCAUUUUGAAUUUGAGGCGGUCAACGGCGGGCCCUUCAGUUAUGAGCCGAACCCUGUUCUUCACAACCUCAAUCAACUUGACACCAGCAAACCCUUCAGACAGAAACCUGGCAGCAUCAUUUCAGUGGAGGGGGAGAACUUGGACCUGGCCAUGUCUAAGGAAGAGGUAGUCGCUCUUAUCGGGGAUGGAGAAUGCGCCGUGAAGACUUUAACCAGGAAUCACUUGUACUGUGAGCCUCCAGCACUGCAGCCACCAGUGACGGCUUCUAAAAAACGAGACACGAAUGACGCGCUCCCAGAAUUCACUGUGAGGAUGGGCAAUCUGAACUUCUCUCUGGGUCGGCUGCAGUAUGAUUCUCAGGGUCAGGCCACUUUCCCUCUGGAGGCUCAGGUGGGAGUCGGGGUGGGAGCCUCUAUCGUGGCUCUCAUUGUGCUGGUUAUCGUCCUCAUAUACCGGAGGAAAAGCAAACAGGCGCUACGGGACUAUAAGAAAGUUCAGAUCCAGCUGGAGAAUUUGGAGACGAGUGUCCGAGACCGCUGUAAAAAGGAAUUCACAGAUCUCAUGACGGAGAUGAUGGAUGUAUCCAGCGAUCUGAUGGGAUCUGGAAUUCCGUUUCUGGACUAUCGUAGAUACUCCGAGAGGAUCUUUUUCCCCGGUCACAGAGAUUCACCGCUGAGGAGGGAUCUUGAUGUUCCGACUUGUCGCCGGGCCACCGUGGAGCAAGGCCUGGUUCAGCUCUCCAACCUUCUCAACAGCAAACUGUUCCUCACCAAGUUCAUUCACACUCUGGAAGCCCAGCGGACCUUCUCUCCGAGGGACAGGGCGUACGUGGCCUCCCUCUUGACGGUGGCGCUACACGGCAAGCUGGAAUACUUCACAGACAUCUUAAAAACUUUACUGAGUCACCUGGUGGAGCAGUACACCACUAAAAACCCCAAACUCAUGCUGCGCAGGACCGAGUCUGUGGUGGAGAAGCUGUUGACUAACUGGAUGUCGAUUUGCCUGUACUCUUUCCUCAGGGACACGGCAGGCGAGUCGUUCUACAUGCUGUUCAGAGCCAUAAAGCAUCAGGUGGAUAAAGGGCCUGUGGACGCCGUUACAGGCAAAGCUAAAUACACGCUGAACGACAACAGACUCCUGCGAGAAGACAUAGAGUACCGCACGCUGACUCUGAAUGUUCUGCUGAGCAGCGGAGGCACCACUGAGACUCAACCGGUCCCCACCAAAGUUUUGGAUUGUGACACCAUCACUCAGGUGAAGGAGAAGAUCCUGGAACAGACGUGCAAGGGGACGACAUAUUCCCAAAGACCCGCUCCAGACUCUGUUCAUCUGGAAUGGAGAGCAGGAAUGGCCGGUCACCUGAUACUGUCGGAUCAAGAUUUGACAUCGGUGACUCAGGGGUCUUGGAAACGUCUCAACACUUUACAGCACUACAAGGUUCCUGAUGGUGCCACAGUGACGCUGGUGUCCAGACAGUCCAAGCAAAUCCACCACGACAGCCAUGACUACAUACCAGGAGAGAAGACUCCAAUGUUGGACGAUGGAGAUGAUGAAGGAGUCAAACAGUGGCACCUGGUGAAGGCCAACGAGGAGUCAGAUUUACCCAAACACAGACGGGGCAGUAUGAGAGAUAAAGACCGUGAGCGAGCCAAGGCUAUACCUGAGAUCUACCUCACGCGACUGCUGUCUGUGAAGGGUACACUGCAGAAGUUUGUGGAUGAUUUGUUCACUGUGAUUUUGAGCACCAGUCGACCGGUUCCUCUGGCUGUCAAAUACUUCUUCGAUUUGUUGGAUGACCAGGCCGCACAGCACAACAUUACAGACCCAGAGACUAUUCACAUAUGGAAAACAAACAGCUUGCCGCUGCGAUUCUGGAUCAAUAUUUUGAAGAACCCUCCGUUCAUUUUUGACGUUCACGCCUCUGAUAAUGUCGACGCUGUGCUGUCAGUCAUCGCUCAGACCUUCAUGGAUUCCUGCACAAUCGCCGACCACAAGCUGGGCAGGGAUUCCCCAAUCAAUAAGCUUUUGUAUGCUCGUGAUAUCCCACGCUACAAACAAAUGGUGGAAAGAUAUUAUUCAGAUAUAAGACAAACCAUCCCCGUCAGUGACCAAGAGAUGAAUUCGGCUCUAGCUGAACUGUCCAGGAACUACUCAAGUGAAGUGAAUCAUCUGGUGGCAUUGCAUGAGUUAUACAAGUAUAUCAACAAAUACUAUGAUCAGAUCAUCACAGCAUUAGAGGAGGACUCCACAGCUCAGAAGAUGCAGCUGGGAUACAGACUCCAACAGAUCGCCGCAGCUGUUGAGAAUAAAGUCACUGACCUUUGACCUGUGACCCUAGACGAACACUUUAAAAGACUGGAAGAGAGACGAAGCCAAUGAGAGAGCAGAGACACUGCCCGGAGCGAUGAACUCUCACUUCCUGCACUUCAGAGCGCUGAAGGAUCCUGAGAAGAACACAGAGACACAUCUUAGACGCUAAAGACACAGCAUUCGUAGAUCUGUCGUAGAUGUCGCACAUACGUACACUGUUGCUGGUCUGUAGAGUUGUUUCUCUUCGCUCAUUGGCUCAUUGCAUUCACGAAACGUUCCAGGUUCGCCACAGACGUCUCCUGUUCCUCUCGGUGGGAUGCUUCCAGUGUGUAAAGAAGCGUCUGAUAUGCUUUUCCCACGUGCAUUUUGCUCAAAAUGUUGCUAUUCUUGGGUUCGAAAAAAACAGGUCUUACACAGACGAACUGCGAAACUGCCGGCUGGUGCAUUGCCACACCCAAUGUCUUAAUAAUAAGAGCUUAUAAUAAUGAAGGUUGGACUGUAAAGGACGUCUGAAUUGACAAUAUUUUCCUCUUUUAAAAACUGCUCUGAAUUGUGACUGGUGGAUGCAUUGUUUUUAUCCAGAACAUUUUUGUUUUGUUUUGUUUUGUUUGUGAGAAACACUGGUUUAAGGGACCUCACCCUUACAGAGCCUUAUGCGCUGCUGUCAUAUGGCAUAGAUAACAGUGUUAUAUACAUUAACAUGCAUGGAUACUCACAGAGGAAGCGGUUGGCACAUGCAUGUGGCACGUGUUAACCUGUUUUUAAGUCACGUUUUAUUGCAGAUUAUGUAAAUGGGAGGUUAACCCGAUUAACACACUUGAUUUAGGUAAAUAGGUUGCCAUGUAACGUGCACCGGAUGUACAUUUUACAUAGUCUUUAACGGUUGAUUUCUUCAGUGUUAAUGUGUGCUGUUCUGCUGUUUCGUUGGCUUACAUCCGUAAAAAAGGUUUACCUGGCUGUUUUAUUGGGUACAGACAUCAACGGUACAUCUCUGCACACGACUGAAGUUGUUUUUUAAUGUGCGAUCAUGAUCAUCUUUUCAUUAAUUUUUUUUUAAUUUUCUUUUGUUUUUUUAUUUCAACUUUAUUGUGCUUUAUGCAUCAUGACUAACAUAUUUUGGAGAUUUGAUUAUUAGGUACAGAUUAAGUUCAACUACCAAAUGCAUACAUGGUCACGAUCAAGUAAAUUCUUCUUUUAUUGCCUUUUACACAAAUGGUUAUUGUCUGGAAAUGUACAAUACUUAUAGGAUAAAACAGAUCACAGGAUCCUGUUUUAGUGAGCACAAACCGUUCCCGUUUAAAGGGAUACUUCACCCGUAAAUGAAAAUUCUGUUAUUAUUACUCACCCUCAGAUUGUUUCAAACAUGUAUAAAUGUCUUUGUUCUGCUAAACACAAUUGAAGAUAUUUGGAAGAAUGUCAUUCCCCGUUACCUGCCAUAGUAGGGAAAAUACAUAUUAUGGGAGUCAACUGAAAUUCUUCCAAAUAUCUUCCUUUGGGUUCAGUAGAACAAAUAAAUGUAGACGGGUUGGGAACAAUCUGAGGGUGUGUAAAUGAUCGAUUUUUCAUUUUCGGGCGAACUAUCCCUUUAAGAUGGUUGCUUUAUUUUGAAAGAUGUUUGAUAGCAGGUGUCUUUCUGGUCCAAGUCUGAUAUUUAUCAAGUUUAUACACUGCAAAUUAGCUCCCAGCUACCAAAACACAACGACUGUCAUUGGAGUCACAUGUUUUGUUCAGCAGUUUUUGCAUUUAUGAUCAUACAGCGGUUUUAUUUUUAGUGAUCUAUUAUAAUCUAUCUGUGUUUUAACGUUUCGUGAACACUGAGUUUUGUUACAGACCCGUGUAACCUAAACGCAGCUGCUGCCAGACCUGUUACACUGAGCAUUGCUUACACGUUUGAUUUCUAUAUAUUUAUUUAUUUAAUUUAUGCUCAAUUGGCUGCUGACGGCAGAUUGAUGUACAGACCAAAUUCUAAACCCCCUCCAAAUUAAAAAUUCGUUUUAUUUUCUGCAUUUUUUGUGCUAGAAGUUUGGUUCGAUCUGGGAUUCGUGCGGAUGUCGUUUUUUUGCUGGAGUUCACUGUUGUGCUGGCUGUUUUGUUCGUAUGAUACACAACUGAUGAUUUUGUCUUGCACGGGACAUGCCUGCUGUUUGAAGCUAUAUUGUACAUUGUUUUAUCUCUAACUUGCUCUUUUUAGCCGUUCAUUUCCACACAUUUCUGUAAAUAAAAUGUGCCGUCAUAAAUGUUUCUUAAACACUAAGACUGCGGCAAAUGUCGAUUUGUAUCAGCUGUUCUGUAAGAAACUGUUCAACAGAAUGGUUAAAUCUGUGCAUUAAAGGGAUAGAUGACUUAAAAA